Messenger RNA from Fulvia fulva, 1896 nucleotides. RefSeq names its product Cytochrome P450 monooxygenase gsfF. Lineage: Eukaryota; Fungi; Ascomycota; Dothideomycetes; Mycosphaerellales; Mycosphaerellaceae. Gene Ontology annotation, molecular function: iron ion binding; oxidoreductase activity, acting on paired donors, with incorporation or reduction of molecular oxygen; monooxygenase activity. The record is from RefSeq and is a predicted model, not a curated record. Bases 1 to 1896 code for a protein of 631 amino acids. The transcript has 6 exons.
AUGCACCAAGCACAGAUCCUCAAGUAUUCUGAGAACAGUCGGACGCUACAGAACUGUCCCUUGAUAUUCGCAGGUGCUAUUCCAGAACUACUGUUUACGCUGUUGAGAGGAGGCUCUCUGUGUAUUCCAAAACAAGAAGACCGCGUCAAGGAUCUGUCCGCCGGCGUAAGGCAUUUUCAGAGCAACAUACUCAUAAUAUCUUCUUCGUCCGCAGCAAUACAAGAUCCGACCAAGUUCGAGCCAAGGCAGACGUUGCUCAUGGGCUCUGAGCCACUUCCUGCUCAUACCGCUCGGAAGUGGACUGCUCUUCAUGACAACAAUAACGGAUACGGAUCGACCGAGACCAAUACUGUGGCUACUUGCUUCCCGUGCAACACUGCGGUGGCGCAUCAAUCAGUGGGCGCCGGAGCAGCCCAUCAAUACUGGGUCGGGGACGCACUCAACUAUGACCGUUUAGUGCCGCCAGGAUGGCUCGGCGAAGUUGUAGUCGAGGGCUAUGCUUUAGCUUCAUGUUACCUGAACAACGAUGCCGCCUCGCUUAGAGCAUUCCUGAAAAGCCCUGAGUGGUACACAGCGAUGGGUAUCACACGAAAACACCCGACUCGAUUCUUCCGAUCUGGGGAUUUGGGCAGGAUUGCAAUUGAUGGCACACUGGAAGUUCCCGGACGGACAGACCCUCUGCAGGUCAAGCUUCGACUAGAGCUUGGCGAGAUUGAGGCAGUCACGUUGAGUGGUCUGUCAAAGCCCUCUCCCUUGGUCGCAGAGCUCAUCCUGCCAAAGGGGUCGGAUCGACCGAGCAUCGCAAUAUUCCUGGUUGCACCCGAUGUCAUCCAGGACAUCGAUGCUGGAAUGCUCGUAGAGCACGUUUCACUAUCGUCUUCACAGAAAUCCUCCUGGUACGAUACAUGGCGCUAUGCAGGAAGCACAGAGAGUGUCUUCGCGACUCAAGAUCAGACAGUCCACCAAUUCCUCAGGAAGCGUGUGACCAAGCUGUACUCGAUGAGCUCGCUACUAGCUAUGGAGAACCUUAUCGACAAUGUUCUCGAACUGAGCAUUCACCAACUCCAUUCUCGUGCUAGCAGAUCCGAGAUGAUCAGAUUAAAAGACUGGACGAUGUUCUUCGCCUACGAAGUCGUUAGCACACUGGCAUUGGGUCACACCACCGGCUUUCUGCAACGAGAUUUUGAGGCUAUCAGCGUCUGGAUUGAUGGCGCUAUAGCAGAACGGUGCCGUACGCACCAAGACAGCGGAGAGAAGCCGGACUUCCUGCAGUAUUUCUUGGCCAUAUUAGACGCCAAUGGUGACGCAGCCAGUGAUGAAAAAGUGGCUUCCGAGAUUGGCAAUGUCUUAGGAGCCGGCGCAGAUACCACUGCGACUUCCCUCAUGGCCACAUUGAAGUACCUGAUCGAGAGCCCAGACGAUUACCGUCGAGUACAGCAAGAAGUCGAUGAUGAGCAUCGCCAACUUAAUCUGGGCACGGAUCAAGCAAUCCUGUACGUGGAGCUAUCGAAGUUGCCAUUGCUCUCGGCGGUCAUCAAGGAGACUCUGCGGUUGCAUCCCGCCAUCGUAUACCAGCUACCUCGUGUGUGUCCUGCCGCAAGUACCACGAUCGGGUCUUAUGUUAUUCCGGCAGGCGUCAACAUCAGCAUGAGUGCAGCAGCAGUCAACCGUUUUUGUGAUGCUUUUGGCCCGGACGCUGAUUCAUGGAGACCAGCGAGGUGGCUGGAGAAAGAGUCCCAGAUGUUGGAUGCGUGUGUCAUGACUUUUGGAAAAGGCAGUCGCAGUUGUCUAGGCAAGAACCUGGCACUGUUAGAGAUGUACAAAUGCGUUGCUUCCUUCGUGCGAAACUUCGACAUCGAGCUCACGCGUGAGGAAGAGAGGAUCCAGAGCUAUUGA